ACAACAAUUUCGAAAAUUUAAAAGUGUCAGUGUCAAAACAAUCAAAAUGGCGUCAUCUAACGGCAAAGAGAGUGCUAAAAUGACAGCAUCGAUAGACAGUUUGAAGUUAUCAAGCAAGAAUACGUCAGUUUGUUCGUCAAAACACGCGUCAUCAGAGUCAGUGUUAUCAAGAAAAGACAAAGAAUGUUUACAAAUGCAAGAAUGCAAAAAGAAGUUAUUGGCUAUGGAACCACAGAUAAUUAUAAGAGAUGAGAAUGUCGUUCUAAGGUCCCCGCCACAGAAGAAAAUUGUGAUGCCGCCGACGAUCAAUGCAGAGGAGUUGGCAGCUGCAACGCCUACACAGCGCAACUGGCGCGGCAUCCUCAUAGCUUUGCUGGUGAUAGCCGCAGUUCUGGGGCUGAUCGUCUUCAGCAUAGCCUUGCUGACACCCGCAGGAGACGGUGGCAGAGUCCGGGGGCGAAGGCCUACGCUACACGAUGUGCUGGGAGAACAUUAUAAGCCUUUCAAUGGGACUUGGCUUACAGACGAGGAGUUGGUGUUCAGAGACCGAUGGGGGGGUCUCACGCUGUUCAACGUGAAGAACUUCACCACGAGGCUACUCAUGAACAAUUCCACAUUUAGAGAACUAAACGCAGUGGACUUCAAAGUGUCAGCGGACUUGAAAUUCGUUCUGCUGAUCUCCGACGUGAGGCCUGGGUGGCGACACGCGCGCCUCGCGCGGUAUCACGUCUAUGACGUCAUCAACAGGAACAAAAUCCCAGUGUCUCCUAUAGAGGAUGACAGAUCAGCUCCACUGCUGCAGUACGCGGAGUGGUCACCAGUGGGCGCCGCGUUGGUGUUCGUGCACGACAACGACAUCUAUUAUAAACCCAAGGUGUUCAAAACUCUAGUGUGCAGAAUUACUAAUAAUGGAAUACCUGGCGUGAUAUUCAACGGCGUGCCAGACUUCCUAUACGAGACAGAGGUGCUGCGUCUGGACAAGGCGCUAUGGUUCAGUCCUGAUGGCCAGACUCUCAUGUACAUCACGUACAAUGACACACUAGUCCAAUCACACAAGUACCCCUGGUAUGGUCUGGACCAGCAGGAACCACCGGCGUAUCCUACCAUAAAGGCCUUGAGAUAUCCUAAGGUGAACACAAAUAACCCGGUCGUGACAGUGAACGUAGUUAGCGUGAAGACACCGAAGUACUUGUUCUCACACGCCAUACAGUUCACCUCGCAGGUGGAUGAUAGUUGGUACGUGAGAUGGACUGGCUGGACAUCGGAGAAGCAGCUAGCAGUGCUGCUGCUGAACAGGCCGCAGAACGUCUCCCUCAUCAGCGUCUGCAGUGCCGUGCACUACAACUGCCAAGAUAUAUACCGCGAUGAAUCCGACGGCUCCCGCUGGUCAGGCCUCGGCUCAGAGCCAGUAGAAGAUGACUGUGGUUGGUGUGGAAGCAUGGCUCUCGUGGGGUCAAAGUCUACCAUCUACACCACCAUGCCAGUCGCGGACCUGCCGCCAGGUGGCGCUGGUGGCUGGUGGAGACAUGCGGUCAGGCUCACACAGGACUCCAGAACAACACUCACUUUAGGAAGUUAUGAGAUAACACAACUCAUGGGGUGGGAUGAACGGAGAAGAUAUUUAUACGUGAUAGGCACAGCUCCAGAAAAGGCCGGUGAGCGUCACCUGUACAGAGUGAAGGUGCCCACUGACCCAGCCAGCUGGCCUGACUCGCCAACCUGUCUCACGUGUCCUGGCACUGAUCUACUACCUCCUGAUGCUACUAUGGAACCUGUUAGUGAAGAUCCAGAAUUUGAGAACGCCACGUCAUCACUACCCGCGUGGCCAACGUCGACAGUGCUGCCACACAUUGCUGACGAAAAUGAUACGUUGCCCACCGACUGCCUGUACAACCGCAUCCUGUUUAGCAAGAACUAUUCUUAUUAUGUGCAGGAGUGCCUCGGCCCGGGUCCCCCAGCAACGUUUGUUUGCUCGCACUGGGGCGCGCGGCGCGCCGUGCUGUGGGACGGCCGCCCGCUGUCCAACAAGUUCGCGGCCCUCGCACACCCACAGGUCAAGGACUUCAGGGUCGAGGUGCAAGCCUACAGAGCAGCUCGUGUUCGCCUCCUAUUACCGCCAGGGUUCAGAGAAACUGAUGAUCUACCUCUUCCAUUAGUUUUGCAUGUAUCUGCCCAGCCCGGUGGACAGUUGGUGACGGAGCGGUGGAAACCAAGCUGGGGCUGGUACCUAGCAGCCGCGAGGAACUUCAUAGUCGCUGAGAUCGAUGCUAGAGGCUCCGGCGGACAGGGCGAGGAGCUCCGAACAGAAAUAUAUCACAAACUUUUGUCGGUUGAUGUCGAAGAUCAAAUAGCAGUUCUGGCGUACCUUCGCGACAACCUCAAGAUGGUGGAUGGAGCCCGCGUCGGCGUGUGGGGGCGCGGCUACGGUGGAGGCGCGGCGGCCGCGCUCGCUGCUGACGACGCGCGCAACGUCACGCGCUGCCUCGCCGCCAUCGCUCCACUCACCGAUCUCAGGCAUCAUAACUCGUACUGGACGGAGCGGUACAGCGGGUUUGGGUCGACGUGGGCGGGCACGCUGGGCGUGAACGCGGUGUGGCGCAAGGCGGGCAACCUCCCGCCGCGCCGCGUGCUGCUGGCCCACGCAGCCGCCGACCUGCGCGCGCCGCCGCACCACGCGCUCGCACUCGCGCGCGCACUCAUACGCGCCACCGCGCUCUACACGCACCAGGUUUAUCCAGACGAAGGUCAUGGCUUCGAGCGCUCCACGAUACAUCUUCACAAAACGAUGGAGCAGUUUUUCGAUGAAUGUUUCGGCCCUGUCGAGGUGGCAGACUGGGACACGGGCGGUGUAGGCGGUCUCUUUCCGUUCAGGGACUAGUCUUACGACCAGGGGACAGGCGAAGCCUCCCCUUAGAUAAUUGAGAAGUAUUCAACAAGGGUCGAUACCAUGAAUCGAUGUUCAGAUUGACGGCGGAAGAUUUUUAAAGCUAUUAUUUGUUCCCUGAUAAAUUAAAUGGAGAUAUGUGGCAUCGAAUCAAUUUUUACGCCUAUCUUAAACCAG
Messenger RNA from Spodoptera exigua (beet armyworm), 3061 nucleotides. The record is from the annotation of a GenBank genome assembly. NCBI's taxonomy places the organism in Eukaryota, Metazoa, Arthropoda, Insecta, Lepidoptera, Noctuidae.